CUCUUUAACCUUUACAAACCAUGGACUAUGGAUCUCGUGAAAACGUUACUGGAUAUUCACCAAUACCUGCAAGACGAUCUGAUAUACAAAGAACUGGUUCUUAUAGAAGCAUGUCUGGUGAAAUUGAACAAGUUGUUACUCACUUGUUACGUACCACAAAAUCCUUAUUAGAAGCAUUGAAUCUUUGGUCUCAACUACGUAUGUCUUCUGCUGAUAUUUCUGAAUUACAUCAUACUUUAGAAGCUCAGUUUUAUAGAGUUUCUCAAUCGUUCGAAGAAGCUCACGUGAAAACAAGUGACCUUGCAUGGAUUCCACAUAAACUUCGUCAAUCAGUUGAAGAAUGUAUGAACCAAGAACCUUCGACAAUGGCCCUUGAUCAAUAUUUGCCUCGUAUUCGUGAUGUCAUUGUUCACUUGCUUCAUGGUUUGAAAGGAAAACAACAACAACUUCGGGAAAUGGAUGCUCAAAUGUCUCAAAUGCCAUCUUCUCCUCCUCCACAACAACAACAUUCAGGUGUCCCUUUGUCAGCACGAGACUCUUAUCGAUCACAAGAAUCUUGGCACCGUAAUAGCGACAAUUAUGUGCGUGGUUCUACCAAUUUAUCCCACUCUGAAAGUACUGGAAGUAACAAAUCUGAUAGAUUGACUCAUUCUAACUAUGACCCUUAUACUGGUGGAAUGCCUCAACCAACCCUGUCAUCUGAUGCUAGAAAAUUCUACAACCAGUCAUCUAGACCGUCAUCGCCUCAACAAAAAGCCUAUCGAAAACUUUCACACACUUCUUCAUCACCAUCAUCAACAACACCUAUACAGCAACCAAUUCCAUCUCGUUCGGCCUCUCGUACAUUACCUACUUCGACUCCACCUCCACCUCCUCCUCCACCACCGGUCGUUCCUACAGGCCCAUCACGUCACCUUCAACCUAUUAACAAUAACAGCUUUGAUGAAAAUGAUCCAAAUACUGCAAGUGCUCUUGCUGCUUUGAAACGACAAGAAAACUUAGCUAGACGAUCCUCUGUACGACGUGCUUCCAUGUAUCGUGGUAAUACCAGUGCUGAUUAUGCUUCCAAGCGAUUUUUAUCUGAUGCGCCACCGCUACCUUCUCUACCAACAACUUCAUCAACAUUACCAUUGAAUCGUGUGGAUGAGGACAAAGCAACUGGAAAUGAUUUUAUUCAGCCUAUAGCACCUUCAUUGGGUCAUCAAUCUACUGGGAAUGACAAUAUGAUUAGAGGAUCAACUGACAACGACACAAAUAAGACUGUCUCCAAUGUGGAUGAUACAACAACUCAACCAUCCGCUCUCACUCUUUAUCUUCAAAUGGGUAAACAAACGAAAAAAGUAUCUUAUUCUGGCGAAGUGACGUUACCUGCAUUGAGCAUGUUGUUUAUCGAAAGAUUUGGCUAUAAUGCUGGUCAACAAGAUUUUCCAAGUAUUUAUAUCUGUGAUCCUACUUUUCCAACUGUAUCUUAUGAAUUACAAGAUCUGACUGAAGUUAGAGACAAAUCUAUUCUCUCCCUUACUCCUCAAGAUGCAAAUGACGAAAAAUCAGUCGAUGUGAAUUCGUUGAUCAAAGAAUGGAAUGAAACACGACGUGUCAUGAUGGAACAAAUGGAACGACUAGAACAAAAACUUACUGAACAACAGGCACCCGAUACUGAAGCACUGGUGCAGGAAAUCGUACGCCAGACUUUAGCAACAGCAUCAUCCUCAUCGAUUUCUGCAACUGAACAUGCGGAAGUCACUAGCAAAGAUGAUCCACCCACAGAAGAUGUCCAUAACAACGAUAUUACUAAUGAAAAUACAACAGUGAUAACCAAAGAUGAUAACAAUAAUAUUUCAACAGUGACAGCAGGAUCCAAUGAUGAUAUACCUUCAACAAAAAUUCAACAAGAACAACGUGAUGAAAUCGAAAAGUUACAGCGUCAAGUGAUGGUGUUGCGGCAAGCUCAAACAGAACUUCAAGACGAACGCAACAAGCUGGUACAAGAUCUUCAGGACAAGGACCAACAACUCAAGGAUUUGACAAUAGGAGAUAAGGAAAAGGAGGCUCUGAAGGAAGCAAGAAAGAUGGCCAAGGCAACACCGUCAGAAGCACGACAAUAUAUUGAACAAGGAAAGGAAGAACUUUUGACGUCGUCGGACAAGAUCACGAUGCGACUUGAAGAUCUCCAAGAUGCCAUUGAUCAUUUGAAACUGGAUGUGACUCAACGUAAAUGCCGACCUUCUGAAGUCCAAAUGACGCACUGCCGAGAAGAACGAAAAGCAUUGGCGGACGAUAUUGAAGAAUUUGGAACGUAUAUUGGCAAAGUGAAACCUAUUUGGAAGAAGACAUGGGAACAAGAAUUACAAACUAUUGUGAAGGAGCAACAAACACUCAAGGAACAAGAAGGUCUACUGAUGGAUAUGAAUGAUGAUUUGGAAGCUCUUCAAGAAGUAUUUGAAAAUUUGGAAAAGAUUUAUGCAUUCCAAGAAAAAUCCCGACACAAUGCUCCUUCCUCUAUACGUGAAUUCCGUGUUGCUCCUCCUGAAGAUGGAUUUGAAGGUAUGACUAGCGUGCUGAAACAAGUAGCUACCAUUGAUGUGGAUCAUGAUCGUCGACUCAAAGCGUUGGAAAUGGCUGAUCGCAUGCGGCAACGUGAACUGGCGAAUCGUAUUGAUGAUUUUGAAAAGGAAUUAACAUCGUUUGUGGAUCAUAAAAAACUCAAAAAGACUGGUGGUGCCAUGGAAAUCGAUCGACUACGUCAACAAAAGGACAAAGAUAUGAUACAACGGCUCUACAUGGAAAAGCAACAGCAACAACAACAACAACAGCAAGAAGUGGUGGAGGAGGGUAAUGAAAAUCAAGACGAUGGAAAGCAAGAAAAGAAUCAAGCUGACCCAAUAUCUAAUGAAGAAGAGACUGAAGACAAGAUUAAUGAAGAUAAUCAAGCUGAUUAGUAUAGAAAUCACCCAAUAUAUCAUUCUAUAUUCUUUUUUAUAUAUAUAUCUAUAUAUUUAAAUAUACACAUUACACAUCAUGUUUUUUAUCUUUUUAUCAUUAUUACUUUUAUUAUCAUUAUUAUUAUUCUUUUUAUCAUUACAAUUGAUAUUGCUUCGAUUAUUUGU
Molecule: messenger RNA, 3107 nt
Organism: Halteromyces radiatus
Lineage: Eukaryota; Fungi; Mucoromycota; Mucoromycetes; Mucorales; Cunninghamellaceae
Product: actin interacting protein 3-domain-containing protein
Exons: 4
Coding region: 21-2939 (972 amino acids)
Biological process (GO): establishment of cell polarity
Cellular component (GO): cytoplasm; cell tip
Molecular function (GO): cytoskeletal regulatory protein binding
Source: RefSeq, a predicted model, not a curated record